This is a messenger RNA of Lycium ferocissimum, 2682 nucleotides long. Its product is annotated as rab escort protein 1-like. NCBI's taxonomy places the organism in Eukaryota, Viridiplantae, Streptophyta, Magnoliopsida, Solanales, Solanaceae. The record is from RefSeq and is a predicted model, not a curated record. The coding region runs from base 1950 to 2408 and encodes 152 amino acids. The transcript is spliced from 4 exons.
UUUUUUUUUUUUUUUUUUUUUGGCUUUUCACAUAUGGAGGAUUAUUGUUUGUUCCAUUCUUAGGCCAAAGUAGUUUAGUGCUUUUAUAUGUUACUUCUGAUUUACAUGGCAUCAAUGUAGUGACUGUAUGAUGCCUGCUGUUGCAAAGGAGUUCUGACAAAUUACUACAUCCUAUUUUUUUAUUGUUGAUUAGUACAUCCGUCCAUGGUCUAGACAUGGAUCUUAUAAUUGUGGUGUAAGUGAUCCGAAAAAAAAUUGUGGUGUAAAUUAUAAGCUUAUUAGAGUUCUCUCACGUAUAAAUCCAUAGAUUAUCUUAUUAAUAAAAUUUAUGUUCCCUUAACAUUGUAAUGGUCAAUAAAUCAUUACUUUCAACAAAUGCGAAUGAUUUAUGAAUUUUAACUGUUUACGGUUCUGUAUCCAGAAAUGGAAUGGCUUAUGAAUAUUAACUGUUUACAGUUGUAUGCCUAGAAUUUGGGAUUCCACUCGGAGUCAAUUUUUAUUUUUGUUUUUACUAUACGUUAGAUUCUAUUCCUUUCUUCCCAAUUUAUGUGACACUCUUUCCUUUUUAGUCAAUUCCAAAAAGAAUGACACAUUUCUAUGUUUAGUAGCAACUUUAAAAUUUUCAUUUUACCCUUAGUGAGAUGAUUAAUAGCAACACAAAUAUCUAUUGGUUCUUUUAGACCACAAGUUUCCAAAGUCUUGCUUCAUUUCUUAGGACAUGGUUGUAGGAAAAAACAGAGGUUGGUAGAUCUAAAAAGUCUUGCUUUAUUUCUUAAACUCCGUGUCCUGUCAAAUACCUUCACAUAAAUUGUGACGCAGGGAGUAGCUAUUAUUUAUCUGACAUAGUAAUGAAUGUUUCUUUUUAAAAAAGGAUUAUUGUAUAUGCAGUAGCAAUGGCAGAUUCUGAUCAAGAGAAUGGAGAUGCCUACAGAAGUGUUCUUAAGACAAAUGAUGGUGUUGGUCGAUUGGCCCUUUAUCACUCAUCCAUUGGCAGGUUAUUCUCACCCUUCCUUUGUGCUUAAAACAGUUAUAAGAAAUCAUGAAAGUACCUCUUCUAUUAUUAUUUUUACAGAAAAUCCGUCAUAAGGAAGUGAAAGAGGCACAUAACAUAGGACUGAAGAGCGCUAGAGGUCUUAAAUUUGCAGUUGGAUGUCGUAUAAGCUCCCCCAGGCCCCAGCAUGUAACUUAGGAGCAUGUAACUUAGGGAGCUUAGCUCUAGCUGCAAAGUCUAUUGAAUAGUUUUGCAGCUAGUUGUUGGCCUUGAUUUUUUAUUCCUCAGAAUGUUAGCUAUACAUUUGUGAUGAGUUGCAAGUUAGCCUUACUGCUUUACAGUUAGAAAUGUUGAUGAGCUUACUUGUAGUAUUGGAAGAAGCUCAUUUCAAGCAGUCGGGGAGGAUUCACACUGUUGUUUGCCUCCUGAAAUAUUACUGUUUACUGUUUAGGCAAACUAAAUUGUUCUUUAACUUUGACGACUGCAAUAUGAGUUUAACUUUAAUUUUUCGAUAAGUGAAUGAGCUCAGCUUUUUACGUGUCAAAUAGAAGAUAUUUUCUUGAUUGGGUUUCUCUUCUGUUACCUUUUCUUCUGUAAUAAAAAAAACAAUCUCUGUGUCUUGAUUUCGUCAUUCAUUAUUUACGUUGUAUUCAGAAAUUUGAAAAAUGAAGUUCUGAUUGUGCUAAACAUUUGAUUCACUGUUUAUCGUAUCCAUUCUUCAGUACUCGUUAAUUGAUGUUUAAUUUUCUGGAUUUCUUUGAAUUGUUGUUCUCCUUAGUAGUCUUCCCUGAGGCUAAUAUUCUAUCUUCAACUUGUUUCCAGGUUCUUCGGAUGCCUGUUUAUUCUCUCCUUAUGGACAGGGUUCAAAGAGAUGCUAUUCUUGUUCCUAUAAGACUUCAACCGUGCUUGUUUGGUGCAACUAAGUUUUUGUAAAGUUCAUGAGUUGACAUGCUGUUUCAUGAUUUCACAAGCUAGUGGGUGUUACAAGGGUGUUUGCUUGGCUUCUGAACAAGAAUUGUUCAGCAAUAAGCUGAUAUUAGCUCCAUCUUUUGUGGUUCAAUCCCCACCACCUCAUUCUUCCCCUGAUGCUUGUGAUUUUGGCUCGGGAAAUACUACUGAGAAGCUGGCGAGGAGUAUAUGCAUCUCAAAGCACUCUUUGAAAUUGGAUGUAGCCAAUUGUUUGGCAUUUUUUCCUCCUAGAUGGGACGAAGCUGUUACAUGCAGCCAUCAAUGUGCUGUUCGCAUUCCUGUUUCUGGAAGUUCUGGAGAUAGUAAUUCUGCAGAUGACCAAAUUGAAACUGGGGAUGCAAAACCUGCUUUACUUUGGAGUGCCUUGUACACUCAAGAACUUGCUAAGUUUCAGGAUGUACUAGAUAACAUCAUUUGUACCCCAUGCCAGAUGGGAGUAUUACCAUGAUCUUCUGGGUGCUACAGAAAAGAUAUAUCGAGAGUUGUAUUCUGGUGAAGAGUUCUUUCCCAAGUCAACCUCAUCGGAGGAGGGUGCUGGCCAAGAGCUCGAGGACUAGACACCAAUAUUAAUGCUGCUGGACAUGUUUCGUUUUAGCUGACAAAGGGGUGGCUGAAUAAUACAUUUUACAUUGACAGUGACAACAAGAAUAUCGUUGAAGUGGGGUUUGUCCCUAUAUAUACCAUUAUUAAAGUGUUUAGACGAAACACUUUUGUUGUGGUAA